Messenger RNA from Anguilla rostrata (American eel), 3899 nucleotides. Its product is annotated as cell cycle progression protein 1-like. Lineage: Eukaryota; Metazoa; Chordata; Actinopteri; Anguilliformes; Anguillidae. Gene Ontology annotation, cellular component: membrane. The record is from RefSeq and is a predicted model, not a curated record. The transcript has 11 exons. The coding region runs from base 157 to 2826 and encodes 889 amino acids.
GCCAUUGGUCGCAACGACACUGUCGUUGUUUGUUGACGAUGAUGACGUAUGAGGGCGCAGUUGGGACUGAAAACAAGAGUGGUGCUGCGUAAUUUCGCUGUUCAUUCUUCGUUUUUGCGUAACGCUGGAUACAGACAACCGUAAGGUGGUGGAAAUAUGUCAGAGAGUUCAAGUGACACCGAGUCUUCUUGCGGAUGGACCAUCAUAAGUAAUGAGGGCUCAGACAUUGAAACCCUGGGGCCAGAGCAUGGAGCGGACAGCAAGCCUCAGCGUUCUGAGAGUCUGGAUGGGGAGGAGACACAGGAGGAGGAGGAGGAGGUACAGGAGGAGGUGCAACAGGAGCCAUCUGUGCUUCAGGCUGAGCAACACAGUGAAUCAUGGAUUGAGUCAUCUCUUGACAAUACUCUAAAAGAGGAAACGCAUGAACAGCCAGAAGGUGUUUCUGAGGCCGUGGUUGGGCAUGUGACACUGUGUUCCUCGAGCGAGCACUCGGAUAUCAUGACUCUAGAACCAUUGAUGGUGGCAGAGCCAGAGGCAUCAUGGGAGGAGCAACAGGACCUCUACUUGGGCACCUCCUCCAGUAGCCAGUACACAUUCAGCACCUUGGAGACGACUCCAGGCUUGUUCGUGGGCCAUUGGAAGCUUCCAGAAAGUCUCUGGGACUUGGGCAGUCGUCUGAAAGGGCAUCUGUCUGGCAGCUGCUCGGUCUCAGCCUCACUGCCUGUGGAGCCCUCAGGGAGAGACUCCAGCAGCAGCAGUGGGGAAGAGGAGGUGCGGGAGCCCAGCCCGGCACUGCGGAGGCGCAGGGUGAGGAAGAGCACAGCCUCCACGUCUGAGACGGAGGAGGCUAAGAGUCUUGGGCCUGGCCAAGAGGGACCGACCAUGCAGCAGGAGCAGGAGGUGCAGGAGGUGCAGGAGGUGCAGCGGGCACCUCCUCCUCCAGGACACGGCAGUGGAACUCUUAACAAGUGCAUCCUGCUGGCCCUGGUGAUCGCCAUCAGCAUGGGCUUUGGUCACUUCUACGGUACGGUCCAAACCCAGGAGAGGCAGAAGAUGGCGGAUAAAAUGCGCGGGAUCGAGCCGAGCGAUGCGGCUGCAGACCUGCAGAAGUGUCGCAGGGAGAGAGACGUCAUCGCGCAGAGCAAGGAAGUGGUUCAGCACCUGAGAGAAGACCUAGAGGAAAAGCAGGCCAUGGUGCUCUCCCUCACUCAGAUUAUGGAUAAGAUAACUAAAGAGAACCAUCAGCUCAGGUUGAAACAGUCUCAGCAACAGGCCCAGAAAAAAGAGCUCACUGAGAGACUAAAGCAGAGCGCGCAGGAGAAGAAUGAUAUGGAGUUCCAUCACAGACACUUGGCCACAGAGAACCAGCAGCUGAUGAGCUCACUGGAGCACGAGGAGCAGUCACUGUCCGCCCUGCAGGAGGAGCUGCUGGGCCUCCGCACCCAGAUCCGGGACCUGGAGGAGAGGGGCGCGGGGGCUGAUUCCGUCUUGUCGGAGAACCAGAAGCUGAAGGAGCACCUGGAGGAGGAGAAGCAGCGCAUCCGGCUGUUCCUCAGCCAGAAGGAGGCGCUGGUGGCAGAAGCGCAGACGUUGCGGCAGGAGCUGGACCGGGAGCGGAAGGCAACAGACCAACUGAAGGAGGAGCUGGAGCAGCUGAGCGGCCAGAGCACGGCGGAGUCUGACCCGGAGACAGAGGAGCUGCGGGCCAGGCUGGCCGAGCUGGAGAAAAAGCUGAGCUUUGAGCAGCAGCGCUCUGACCUGUGGGAGAGGCUGUACGUAGAGACCAAGGAGGACCGGGCAAAGGGAGACCAGCAGCCCAGAGCCAAGAAGCCCCGGGAUGGCAUCAUCGGAAAGGUGAAGGACACCUUCGACGCCGUCAAGAACUCCACCAAGGAGUUUGUUCACCACCACAAGGAGCAGAUCAAGAAGGCCAAGGAGGCUGUGAAGGAGAACCUCAGGAAGUUCUCAGACUCUGUGAAGUCCACCUUCCGCCACUUUAAGAAUUCUGCCUCUCGUGUAUUUGAAAAGGCCCGUAAGCCUCAAGACAGGAAAUUCCACGAGAGGAAAGCAGGACUCCACGGGCGCCAGCAGGACCGUUCAAGGGAGCACAAGCAGGAGAAGGACUCUGGCAGUUCUUCUUGGCAGGCUCGGCCCCACAAACCCCUGCAUCAGCACCCACGCAAAUCUACGGCUGAUACCUUUCAGGCUGACCGUAACACCAGAAAGCCAGGGCCUACAGCCCAGAAGGACUCUGACUCAGCUCGUCACGGGAAGAGGCCUAAGGGGUGCUCUGGCGUAUUUGACUGCGCCUAUCAGGAAUCCAUGAGCCUGUUUAACAAGGCCCUGGAGCCCAUCCGAGCAGACGAGUUCAACCAGCUGAUCCACAGCUACCUCCAGCAGGAGGUAGACCACUUCCACCACUGGGGGGAGCUGGAGAGCUUCAUCAACAGCUUCUUCCACAAUGGUGUCUUCAUCCAUGAUCAGAUGCUGUUCACAGACUUUGUCAGUGGUGUGGAGGACUACCUGGAAGACAUGGAUGAAUAUCAGCGCUACAACGAUGAUGUAUUUGAAGAUCUUGAUGAUUAUGUCUACAAGCACUUCUUUGGAGAUAGCUAUUCAAAACAGUUUGGGCCUAGUAGACCCAUUGCAAAGCCAACCACAAAAAGGAAGCAGGACAGGCCGUCCCGGCACCACUGGCAGCAGCACCGGGCUCAUCCUCGCCCCCAAAAAGAGAGGAAGUGGAGCAAGCCGGGACGUUCUACUGGCAGACAUAUGGCAGAUGUCAAAAUCGAGCUUGGCCCCUUGCCUUUUGAUCCAAAAUAUUAACAGUGUCCUAGUCAAACCAUUUGUUUUGAUGAUUGCUUAAUCUGAAGUGGAAUUUUUUUUUGCUGUAGUUCAUCUGAUGGAUUUGACAGAAAAAUUCUUUAAUUUUUUUUUUUUUUUUACUUUGCACAGUGUUUAGUUUUAAAGUUAAGUUUUUAAAAAAUUCAACUCACGGCUGGCUAAAUGGUUUGUUGCAUUCUUGUGUGGUGCUGCAAAUCAUUUCUGUCCUGGAUCGGCAGCUGUGAUGUUGCUCUGUCUUUAACUUCAUGAGUCAUGUGGCCACAAACACACUGAAAUAUGUUGCAGUAUUGUUUCCUGUAAAUUUUUGCCAUUGCAAUAAGUCUGUUCUGUUUCUUGGGGAGUGGUUGUGAAUUGCAUUGUACCAAAAGCUUUAUUGCAGAUAUUGCUAAGGUUAGUUAUCUUUAGAUCUUCUUUUCUCCAGGGUUUUGUCAAUAGUGUAAUUCACUGUCAUCUCUUGUCAAAUUUGAAGGUUAUACAAGAGUUGUAGUAUAACUGAACAUCUCCUUUAUACCAUAUAAAUUAAUCUGGAUAUUAGCAAUUCCCAAACACUGGUACGGUGUUGAUAUUUGGCAUAACAAUAAGUGCAGUAUAACUACACAACAGAUUUAAUCCUAUAUCUGAAAAGCAAUUAUAUUACGUGGCACAUUACCACAGAUUUCUGGCAAAGGACCAAAAUACUAGUCUAAUUUAAUUCUUUUCUGGGAGAUUUGAUGUGCUGAGUUGAUUUUCUCUUAGAUUAAAAUUGUGAUUUAUUAACCUAUAUUUUCCCUAUAAUAAAUAAGUCACUUAUUUCGAAUUCCUGCAUGUACAGUACUUGGACCAUCAUAGUCCAUCCAAAUGCAUUGUGUGGAUUUGUCUUUUUGCUGCUAUUUUUGGAAAUUAAACAAGUGUGCAUUUGCAAUAUAGAAAAAGAUAAUUUGCUAAAAAGUCCAAUAACAUUCCAGUGAAUUGUAGUUUCUUUUUCUUGCGCUGAUGAAACAUUUUUGUUUUCCUUACAGUUAUGAUGAUAAAGGUCAGUUCACAGUAGCUGUCUAGUAAUAAAAAGGAAAAAAGUU